AUGCCUGUAAUCCCAGCUACUUGGGCUAAGGCAGGAGAAUCGCUUGAACCCAGGGGGCAGAGGUUGCAGUUAGCCAAAGAUCACGCCCUGCACUCCAGCCUGUGCGACAGAGUGAGACCCUGUCUCACAAACCCACACACAAAAUUAUCGAGCUUUGGUGGCAGGCACCUGUAAUCCCAGCUACUCCAGGAGGCUGAGGCAGGAGAAUUGCUUGAACCUGAGAGGCAGAGGUUGCAGCGAGCCGGUAUCAUGCCAUUGCACUUCAGCUUGGGUGACAGAGUGAGACUGUCUCAAAAGAAAAAAAAAAAAAUGUAUUUGCUCAGUUAGGAUGGAAAUAGGCCUGUAUGGAAAGUACAGUUAAUGUUUGAGUUGUACCUUGAUGCAAGCAGUUUCUUGGGAGAAAUGGCAUCCAGCCCAGUGGAGACCGGCAAGAACAGGUCAUGUCCAUACAUUCCCGCUAGAGGGCAGUGCUGGUGUUCGAGGCUUCGGAGGUCACCUUGAAGGCUAACGGUGUGAUCAUUGGAGAACAGCUGGCGUACAGCCAUGUCUCAGUAUAGGCUACAGGUCUUCAGAGAGGCCCCUGACAGCAGAGUGUGUCGCAGCCUCUGGUCUCACAGUGCCUUUUAACCUCUUGAAUUUCUGUGUAUUUUGAAUUCCAGUAGUCGAGGUCAGAAUCUCAUAUAUGGGAUCUGAGAAGGUGCCAUAUAACAUUCUCCAGCGGAGCGGGGAAUCCAACCACAUUCUCUGGGGUGGGAGGGAAGUUUACUCCAUUCCUCAUUUAUGGGGGCUGCUAAGGGGUGAUGCAUCACUCGUGAAGGAAGGAGGAACACACUCCAAGUUCUUAUCACAGCACACAAGUCAUUCAUGUAGCAAACUAUGUAAGUGGAAUCAUUUGAAACCUACAUAACAGGGGGCCCAGGUUUCUCCUGCCUCAGAGACUUCAUCUGGGCUGCUCCUCUGCCUGGAACUCUCUGGCUCCUCAGCUGCAGGUGACAAACACCCUUCCUUCCCCAGGCCUUUGUUCUGGUAGUACCUUCUUAGGAUUCUGUGACUCCCCCAUAGCCCCCGAUUUAACACUCCAGCCUGAUCCCACCCCAACUCUCCUCCAUUUUGAAGCUCUUUGUGUUUCUUUCUUUCCCUUUUCCUGCCACUGUCUGGAUCCUGGUGACAGCAAGGACCCAAGGGGAGAGACGAGCCAGAAGGUGGGGACUGUGCUGGCUCAACCCCUCUGAGUGGAGCUCAGCCCUAGUCUCACAUUUGAGAGCUGAGGCAUUUUGCAGAAACAUCUCUUGUGCCUCCUUACAGAGAUUCUGAUUUCAAUACUCAGGUGGAGGCCAGGCCUAAUAUUUAAAGCCGAUACUACAGUAGUUGCUCCCUAUCUGCUGGUCUGAUUUCUGUGGUUCCAGAUCCUCGAGUUUAACCGUGGUCUGAAAAUAUUACACAGAAAGUUCCAAAAAUGAAGAAUGCACAGCUUUUAAACUUCUCGCCAUUCCGAGUAGUGUGCUGAAAUCUAGCACUGUCCUACUCUCUUUUGUUUUUGAGGAGUCUCCAUUGCCCAGGCUGGAACGCAGUGGUGCAAUAUCGGCACACUGCAACCUCUGCCUCCCAGGUUCAAGUGAUUCUCAUGCCUCAGCCUCCCAAGUAGCUGGGAUUACAGGCAUAUACCACCACACCCCACUAAUUUUUUGUAUUUUUAGUAGAGACAGUUUCACCAUGUUGCCCAGGCUGGUGUUGAACUCCUGAGCUCAGGCAAUCCACCUACCUUGGCCUCCCAAAGUGCUAGGAUUACAGGUGUGAGCCACUGUACCCGGCCAGUCCCACGCUAUUUUGCCCAGGACUCGAAUCAUCUCCUUUUCUGGUAUAUCUAGGCAGUACAGUCAUCCCUCAGUAUCGGAGGGAUUACUUCCACGACCCCUGAGGAUACCAAAAUCAGGUGAUCUUCAAGUCCCUUAUGUAAAGUUGCUUAGUACAGCCAUACACUGCAUAAUGACAUUUUGGUCAACAAUCAAAUCUGUGAUGGUGGUUCCAUAAGAUUACACUGUUACACUGGAGAUGAAAAGUUCCUGUUGCCUAGCUACAUCAGAGCAGUCAUGACGUCAUAGUGCAGUGCAUUCCUUGUGUCUGUGGUGAUGCUGGGGGAAACAAACCUAGAUCGUUGCCAGGCAGCUUUAACCUGGGUGUGGGUGAGGAUGACACUGAUGCUCCUAGAGGUGGUUCAUGAGGAAUGGACGAAUAAGUGGUUGGAACUGAUACGAGAACACAUAGCUGAAGAAGAGACACAGGAGUCUUGCCAUGUUGCCCAAACUGGUCUCGAAAUUCUGGACUCAAGCAGUCUGCCUGCCUCGUUCUCCAAACGUGCUGGGAUUACAGGCAUGAGCCACCACGCCUGGCCGAGUAUUCAGUAUUUAUAAAAUCUACUGUAGUACACAGUUAUGUCGUAGGCCAUCACAUUCGGUCACCACACACUCACUGACUCAUCCAGAGCAAUUUCUAGUCCUGCAAGCGCCAUUCAUGGAUUGACUUAUAAACAGUCAUGCUAUGUGAUGAAGAAGCCCAGAAGAGGAAAGCAAAGGAGUCAGGGAUGGCUCUUCCUCAGGGACACUUGACAUUCAUGGACGUGGCCAUCGAAUUCUCUCAGGAGGAGUGGAAAUCCCUGGACCCUGGACAGAGGGCUUUAUACAGGGAUGUGAUGUUGGAGAACUACAGGAACCUGGUCUUUCUGGGAAUCUGUCUUCCUGACCUAAGUAUUAUUUCCAUGUUGAAGCAAAGGAGAGAGCCCUUGACUCUGCAAAGUCAAGUUAAAAUAGUAAAAAAUACAGAUGGAAGGGAAUGUGUCAGAAGCGUGAACACAGGGAGGAGCUGUGUAUUGGGAAGCAAUGCAGAAAACAAGCCUAUUAAAAAUCAACUUGGAUUAACCCUUGAGCCACAUCUGUCUGAAUUGCAGCUGUUUCAAGCCGGAAGGAAAAUUUACAGAAGUAAUCAAGUUGAAAAGUUUACAAACCAUCAUUCCUCAGUUUCACCACUUCAAAAAAUUUCUUCUAGUUUCACAACACACAUUUUUAAUAAAUAUAGAAAUGAUCUUAUUGAUUUCCCAUUACUCCCACAAGAAGAGAAAGCAUACAUUAGAGGAAAAUCUUAUGAAUGUAGUGAAGAUGGUGAAGUUUUUAGAGUCCCUGCAAGCCUUACUAACCAUCAAGUAAUCCAUACUGCAGAGAAACCUUACAAAUGUACUGAAUGUGGCAAGGUCUUCAGUCGCAAUUCACACCUGGUAGAACAUUGGAGAAUUCAUACUGGACAGAAGCCUUACAAAUGUAGUGAAUGUGACAAGGUGUUUAAUCGCAAUUCAAACCUUGCACGACAUCAAAGAAUUCAUACUGGAGAGAAGCCUCACAAAUGUAACGAAUGUGGCAAAGCUUUUAGAGAGUGUUCAGGACUUACUACCCAUCUCGUAAUCCAUACCGGAGAGAAACCUUACAAAUGUAAUGAGUGUGGCAAGAACUUCAGGCACAAAUUUUCUCUAACCAAUCAUCAGAGAAGUCACACGGCGGAAAAACCUUACAAAUGUAAUGAAUGUGGCAAGGUCUUUAGUCUGCUUUCAUACCUUGCACGGCAUCAAAUAAUUCAUAGUACAGAGAAGCCCUACAAAUGUAACGAAUGUGGAAAAGCAUUUCGCAAGCGUCCGGGCCUUAUGGCCCAUCUUCUAAUCCAUACUGGAGAGAAACCUUACAAAUGUAAUGAAUGUGACAAAGUCUUUGGGCGCAAAUUAUACCUAACCAACCAUCAGAGAAUUCAUACUGGAGAGAGACCUUACAAGUGUAAUGCAUGUGGCAAGGUCUUCAAUCAAAAUCCACACCUUUCACGACAUCGGAAAAUUCAUGCUGGAGAGAAUUCACUGCGUACCUUACAGAUGGAAUGAAUGUGGCAAAAUCUUUAGUUACAAUUCACACCUAGCACAACAUUGGAGGACUCAGGAGAAAAACCUUACAAAUAUCAUAAAUGUGGCAAAGAAUUUAGUUUGCAUUGAAGCCUCACACUCAUCUCUUGAUCCACACUGAAAGGAAACCCUACAAAUGUAAAGUUAAUAACAUAUAUAAUCUAUAAAGAGAGAACAGUUAUAUCAGAAUAGAGCAUUUAAUGAAAACUACCAGUAUAGCAUAUUCUUGAGUAGGAUCCACAUUUAACUGCUGGCACCGUAAUUUGUAACUCUUUGAUUUAGAAUGUACAUACUUCUCAUGUUUUAAGUAAUAAAGUUUUUUUUUAGUUUUCUCUUUUUUUUUGAGACCAAGUCUCGCUGUAUUACCCAGGCUGGAGUGCAGUGGCAUGAUCUUGGCUCACUGCAACCUCCGUCUCCCGGAUUCAAGCAAUUCUCCUGCCUCAGCCUCAUGAGUAGCUGGGAUUACAGGCAUGCGCCGCUACUGCCCGGCUAAUUUUUGUAUUUUUAGUCGAGACGGGGUUUCCCUGCGUUGGCCAGGCCGGUUUCAAACUCCUGACCUCAAGUGAUCCACCGGCCUUGGCCUCCCAAAGUGCUGGGAUUAUAGGUGUGAGCCACAGCGCCCGGCCUAGUUUAAAUUUUUCUUAGUGUGAAUGAAUUACAUCCUUUCUACCAGCAUUGUUUAAUCUUACCUCAGGAGGAUACUUUAUAGUGGAGAAUAAUAACCCAUUAGGAUUUUAAGGUUGAAGCAGCCAGAAAAAUGUGUGUGUGUGUAUGUGUGUGAGACAUAAAACAACAUACGCUUUUGGGUGCAUAUACUUAAGUAGGUAUGAUUUUGAGUAAUUAUACUUAGUACUUGAGUUAGUUUCUCUGUACUCUGGUGUAGGAUGCUUAUGUGGGUAAAGUCAAAAUCACUUUGUUAAUAGCAGUACAAUUUCAGCCUUGUACACCCUCAAAUGUGUGUGAGUGUUAAAGAGUAUGCCCUGUAUUACGUUUCUACAUGCCUCUUUCUUGUGUGCCAAAUAAGAACUAUGGUGUGCACCUUCAUUUUCAUGCAGCAAAAAUAUAUAGUAAUAUAACAAAUAUUAGGAAAUAAAGUAUGGGUUGAGGGCAAAAAUACUGUAACAUGGCCGGGCCUGGUGGCUCACGCCUGUAAUCUCAGCACUUUGGGAGGCUGAGUUGGGUGGAUCACGAGGUCAGGAGAUUGAGACCAUCCUGGCCAACAUGGUGAAACCUUGUCUCUACUAAAAAUACAAAAAAAAAAAAAAAUUAGCUGGGCGUGGUGGUGUGCACCUGUAAUCCCAGCUACUUGGGAGGCUGAGGCAGGAGAAUCGCUUGAACCCAAGAGGCAGAGGUUGCAGUGAGCUGAGAUCACACCACUGCACUCCAGCCUGGUGACAGAGCAAGGCUCCGUCUCAAAAAAAAAAAAAUACUGUAACACAAUUUCUUUUUGUACUUCUAGUGUUCAGUGACAUCAUUUGAAAAUAUUAAUGUUCACCCAUCUUCUUUUUAAGUCACACACAGAAAGGGAAUUUUGUUUUGGUACAUUAACUAGAAACUUCAUAUAGUCACCCUCACAACUCUUUUGGUAAUUUGAAUUUUUGACCACUCUUCUGGAACUUGUUUGAAGUCCCCCUAAGGUUUGGCUUGGAUCUUGAGAAUGAUGAUCCCAUACACUGAUAUGGUUUGAGAGUGUUUAUUAUAUCAUGAGGCUCUGUGGGGGAAAGCAGGGUAUACUUUUCCAGCUGGUCCAAAAGUGGCUUCAGAGAACUGGGAUAGGUGACUGGCUUGGGGUGUCAUGAUUGCUAAAGGGUAGGGCUGGGGCGGGGAUACCCACUACCCAUACUGGAAAGUUAGCUACAAUUCACACCUAGCAUGUAUAUUUUUAUAUUUUUUGUAUGUAUAUAUAUUUUUACAUUUUUUUCCUACAUUGCCUCCAAAUUCUAUGUUUAAUACAUUUCUUCCCUGUUUUGCUCUGGUAAAAACUUUAGGGGACAAAUAAAUGAGAGUGCUCUUUGGAGAGAAAAUUUUGUGACAUGGGACUGGGCAUUGUGGCAUGUGCCUGUAGUCCCAGCUACUUGGGAGGCUGAGAUGGGAGGAUCACUUGAUGCCAGGAGGUCGAGGCUGCAGUCAGUGAGCUGUGAUUGUGCUAUUGCACUUCAGCCUGGGCGACAGAGGGAGACCAUCUCAAAAAAAAGAAAAAAAAAGUUGUGACCUGAGUAUGUCCAUAAGACAAUGGCCGGUAUACACUAGGUUUGAACUUCCAGUUGGUUCCAAAGGAGUGAGCACUGAGGCUUUAUUAUCAGUUGACCAGAUGGGCAGAAUAGGAAGAGGGAGUGCAGAGGUGUAAAAGGCGUUGGUGUUCAGACAUCACAAAAUGCAGUCAAUUCUACUGAAUGCUUCCUUUGGAAACUCCUGCCAUCUUGGUUAGGAAAUACCCCCAAUUUUCUUCAUGGUAAUAUGUUAUAUUCCUUUUAUGGAUACAGAUACAGGUCUCAUUGCACAAUAUGAUUGUUGAAAAUGCUUGUGAAUUAUAGUUUAGUAAAAUUGCCUAAGGUUUUUGUUUUUGUUUUUUUACAGUAGUUCAAUGAAAAUUAUUGUGCGGAAGUGUUUAUAAUAAAUGUGACUUACCAUAUAGUUUCAUAAUAUCUAAUUAUACAAUAUGACAAUUGUAAUAUAUUACAUAAUGACAAUUUUGUAAUCUAUAUUUAUUAUACGAUAAAUAUAAUUUUACUACAAGAGCAUUUUUCCAAAAGCUGUGGAUAUGUCAUUUUCAGAUUAUGGUAUUAUGCAAUAUAUUCUAUGGGUCAUUUUCAAUUGUAAUAAAAUUAUAUUUUUUGUAUGUA
Molecule: messenger RNA, 6777 nt
Organism: Gorilla gorilla gorilla (western lowland gorilla)
Lineage: Eukaryota; Metazoa; Chordata; Mammalia; Primates; Hominidae
Product: zinc finger protein 610
Exons: 6
Coding region: 2534-3916 (460 amino acids)
Biological process (GO): regulation of cytokine production; negative regulation of transcription by RNA polymerase II; regulation of immune system process
Cellular component (GO): nucleoplasm
Molecular function (GO): DNA-binding transcription repressor activity, RNA polymerase II-specific; RNA polymerase II cis-regulatory region sequence-specific DNA binding
Source: RefSeq, a predicted model, not a curated record